This is a messenger RNA of Hibiscus syriacus, 870 nucleotides long. RefSeq lists its product as uncharacterized. NCBI's taxonomy places the organism in Eukaryota, Viridiplantae, Streptophyta, Magnoliopsida, Malvales, Malvaceae. The record is from RefSeq and is a predicted model, not a curated record. The coding region runs from base 20 to 745 and encodes 241 amino acids. The transcript has 3 exons.
CACACCAGUGCUGAGCCCCAUGGGGUCACCACCGCACUCCCACGCCUCCGUUGACCACCACUCGCGUGAGUCCUCAUCGAGUCGGUUUUCAGGGUCGCUGAAAUCCGUAUCCCGUAAGGUGUUGCCUUACGACGGGUCGUCUAGGGGAGCACAUAAGCAGUGGAAAGAAUGGGAUGUUAUUGAAGAAGAAGGGCUCCUGGAUGAUGGAGAACGUGAGAAGGGACUUCCUCGGCGUUGCUACUUUUUAGCUUUUGUUCUUGGCUUCUUCAUUUUGUUCUCAAUGUUUUCUUUGAUUCUCUGGGGAGCUAGCAGACCCCAAAAUCCCAAGAUUACAAUGAAGAGUAUAAAAUUUGAGCAAUUCAAGAUCCAAGCUGGUUCGGAUUCUACAGUGGUGGCUACAGAUAUGAUCACCAUGAACUCCACAGUGAAAAUGAUUUAUCGCAACACUGGAACGUUUUUUGGGGUCCAUGUCACCUCAACUCCUAUUGAUCUCUCAUAUUCACAAAUCAACGUUGCUUCAGGAACCAUGAAGAGGUUUUAUCAAUCGAGGAAGAGCCAAAGGUCUGUAACUGUAAACGGUUAUGGGAAACAAGGUUCCAUUGUACGGAAGUGGAGCAAGUUUGAGCAGUUCAACAGGAACGACGGCGCAUCCAGUUUUACUGAAACUGAGCUUCGUUGUCCGAUCAAGAGCUUAUGUGCUGGGGAAACUGGUGAAGCCAAAGUUCACCAAGAAAAUCGAAUGUGACAUAACUUACGAUCCCAAGAAACCCAAUGCUCCCAUUUCACUCAAGAAAUCUUGCACAUACGAUUCAUAAAAAGUUGGGAUCGCAUGGAAAACACGUUGAAGAUUCGUUCCUUUCUUUUUUGUUA